GUUGUACAAUUUACACUUUUAUUUUGUCUAAUUCUCAACAACAUCGGUAAUACGCUCAACAACUACCCACAGUGGCCUCAAAUCACAACUACACCAAGAUGAUCAUCACGAAGUAGGUGACGGCGUCGGGGCAUCACAUGGUCAUCAUGGAGGUGUAGCAACAGAGUUUUUGCAUGUGUCAAGUUACAGUGGUUCUGUGUGUGCAAUAUCGAAGUGGUCACGUCAUCUAUCCUCUUCUGAGUCGUGUACUUUGGCAGGAGCUUUGCCUGCAAGUGGUCCAACCUCGGGCAGUUGGCUGGCUACUGUUCUCUGCAGACGUGCAAGGAGGUCGAAAUCCGAUUGGCAGGAUAUGACUCUGAUGAUCGCACUUGACGGGGUCGGUGAUGAUGGCGAUUGGGCUGGGAAGGAGAGAUGGAGUGUUCGCAGCGAUCGCACGUGGAGAUCAAGGCGGUCACUCUUCAGGAAACGUCGCUUGAGCAGCUCGGUCUCGCCUUCGACUUUUUCAUCAAACUCGAUAAGAGUGCGUGCGUUGCUACCUUUCCAACCAAAGAGUUCAGUGUCCAGAUACUCAUCGGUGAUUGCGAGUGAACCUGAACGGAAGACCGAUGGCGAGAAACAACCAGGAACAGCGAAUGGAGGGAAUAUCUUAGUGUUCUCCCGACCAGAGCAUCGUGGAUGUGAUCUGCAGAUGUACAGCACAUCACACGGGAGCGUGCUCGGGUCUCGAAUUUCCUCCCAUAAUUGCAGCGACGGAUGUCGAUGGGCAGACCGCUGGAAAAACGGAGGCAAGCGAGGGAAAAGAAUGAUGACUGCGGUGGGUAAGAGGAUCUGCGAACUUCGAUGUCGAAUGGGGACGUUCUUCAACGGGGGCCGGAAGCUAUCAGUUACCAGCGGGCAUUGGAAGACGAGUGGUGAAACUGGGCUGACAGCUGCAGGAAGAUGGCCCACAACCUCAACGGGCGCAAACUGUAGCAGCAUCUGGCCUAAAGUGAUGGACGGAGCAGCACGAGGGGGAGCUGUUGAGAACGUAAGAGGGUGGACCUCGUGUCCACGUGGACCCCGUGUCGCAAUGCGGCAUUGCGAUUACGAUGGCGUGGGCGCGUUUUGGGAGGUUUUUUGUCUCCAGAAAAACACGUAUCGGGGCACUUCUAUCGGAAUUCGAGUGCCGGGGAGCUGCACACUGCCGCUGCUGGAUUGCGUGUUGAAUGGCGACGCGCACCUUCUUCCGGGUUGCCAUGCGGACUUGGCGUUCUGCGCGCGAAUGCCGUACUCGCGUUUGGGGAUUCAGGAACGACAUCGCGCAACAGUGCCGUUGGUUUUGUUGCAACAGGAUUCAAGGCCUCCCAUUCCAACGUUGAGUAGUGAUACGUCAUUACCUUUCGUUGCGAGUUCUCCCAAUACCACGAGGAGAUGUGCUACGUCAUUACCGCUGGAAUUAUCGUGGACAUGCAAUCGUUCUCCGUGUAUUGCCACAUCCGUACCAUUGGAAAUGUCGAGGACAUGCAAUCGUUCUCCGUGUAGUGCAACAACAGUACCCCUGGAAUUAUCGAGGACAUGCAAUCGCUCUCCGUGUAGUGCUACGUCAGUACCUUUGGAUGUGAGGACUUCCAAUUCUACGCUAUGCCGUUCUACCUCAGAAGCCGAGCUGAAUCAGAAGACUGCCGCACCACCAACGAAAAAGAAAAAAUCGCUAGUAGCUGAAGACGGGAAUCGAAUAUCAGCGCUCCAGCGAAAAACUGCAGUACAAAAAGCUUGGCGUCUGGACCUCUUAACAUCUUCGCCAAAACUUUGGGGUGGAGCGUCUUCCUCUGCUAUGGAAAAUAGAGGGAGCGCCCUAGCAGGGCACGAAGGCACUCCGCGGCACAGCUACAGCUGCUUGUGGAUCUGGAGCGCGUGCUGCGGUGUGAUUGUCGACGGGAAUUGGUGCUCGGCAAAGCAGGUGCAGAUGGCAGGAAGCCGUCGUAUCUUUGUUCUAAUUCGACCAGAACGCGGAGGUCGUGAUCUGCGCCCAGCGUGCACAUCACGCGAGAGCGGGUUCGGGUCUUUUUUUUCCAAUAAUAUGAAAAAAGGCUUCGCAGCCGUAAUAAGCGUGUACACACCGCCAAAACCCCCAAACCGCAACAAGACUGGUUUUGGUGUCAUCGGAGGAGUAGCAUGCGGAGGAGCGGCGGAAGAUGUUAAAAGACGGACCUCAUGCCCACGGGGACCCAGUAGUGCGCACCGGAUCACGGGGCUGCUGCUGUUGCUGGAACGCAUGUUGAAUGGCCAACGGGAAGUACUUCAUGAUGCACAGCGUCCACACGUGAUGACGCGACGCAUCGAGACCAAGAUGCAAACCGAGACCACCGCAAGGGAACGUGGAGCGGGUUAUGAUCUUCCGAGUGAUGCAAUCCAUGGACGUGGAAACAGUGGGCAAUCGCGCGGUGAAAAUUGUUGGUCAUGGUCCUCAGCUUCUCAUCCUGCAGUACAGCCUCGCUCAGUUUUAUCACCAUCGCCAAAAUUUCGGGUCAGGGCGGCUUCCUCUAUGAUGGGAAUAAGAGGAGGCGCCCUAUCAGGUACCCUAGUAUGUUUGCUUCCUUCCCCCAUCGUGCUGCAAUCAAAAGUUCAUGGCUGUAUUGUUUCGGUGUGCAUGCAUAUGCAACUCUUCCUGCCCUCGCUUCGAACCUUCCAACCUCAGGUUGUUGGGGCAAACCAUCGGUCGCGUGCGGUGGUGUCAUGCGGUGGAAAAUUGGGCUUACCGAGACCCGCGGCACUGUUGCCAACUCUGGAAGCGGGGCGGCUGAUCGAGUGUGAGAUAGUCGAGGAAAGAAAGAGGAGGAGACCACGAGUACCGGCUUGGUGGCACCGGGAGUACAGUUACCUACAUGAUCUUGCACGCCGGGCGCCGCGUGUCUGCCACAUCCUUGUUCUUGUGAGCACCCUGACUAUCCUGCCCCUGCAGAACAUUCUCAACGUAGCCAGAUACGAGUUUGGUGUGAUCUACAAGAACUUGAAGUACAGCGAAGCGGUGGGUGACGCGGAUGGAUUCAGAAAUGAUCCGCCCUCGAUGGCGGACGGAUGGAAAGGACGGGAAAGGCCAGACCGACGGCACUGCAGCUUUGGUGGACGGCUGCGAACAGUGGGAAAAACCGUCUCCAAAUUGCAAAGGACAUUAUGCCGGGUCUACGAACAUCGACGCGCGAUGCUACGCACACACAGCCAGACGCGGAGGACGACAGGCGCCAAAGAGGCUAAGCGACAAGCUUUGCUCCGACUAGUGGCUGCCCGGAGGGAAAGACGAAAAGAGAGGACCCAGCGGAAGCAAAAGGAGCGACGCGGCAACACUCCUGAGGGAGGGCGAGUGGAGACUUUUGCGGAGCUAUGGAUGAAAAUGAGACACGACACUGCGGCCCUGGUGAGCAAUAUUCAGAAAAGCUUGGUCGAGGUAAAAGCACGACUGACGCCUGCAGACCCCCAGCCGACAAAACAUCGCCGUGCACUGGUAGGGCAGCCGGUGGCCACGACGGUUCGGGCGACUUUGCUUGACCAAGAUGAGAUGCAGGCGCGACUGCCUGCGAGGGGCGAUGAAGAUGAAGCUCAUGCGCUGCCGGGGUGUUGCUUGAAAAACAUGGAAAUAGACGUCGACAAUGGUCACACCGCUCCGGAGGAGAAUGCUAUGUCUCUUGCAGCUGCUGGACUGGGCUUGGUCGAGCUGAAGAAGAAGAAAAAGAUAGAAGAACAGCAGAAGGCUAUGGAAGCGAUGUGUGGCGCCACUGCCAUGGCAAGGUUGCAGCCGCCUGCCUCUGCGACUCCCGGAAGAACACAGACGUCGGAGCCGAUGAAGGGGGAGCAGAGCGCGUCGCCGCCUACAGCCACACAGCCUCUCAUCGAAGACAUGAAGACACCACGCACACCUGAAUCGACAACGACGGACGACUCGUUGCUAACCAUUGGCGGAAAUGCGAAAACAAGGAGAAACAAGAAAAGGCGACGACGUGCCCCCCUACCUGUAUACAACAAUAAGCCAGCACCUGCGAAACAGACGCGCGCGACUGCUAUCUGCGAGAAGAUGCUGGACAAAACGGCGCAGGUUAUAUUGCAGGGUGAGAGGACAUUGGGCGGCUUCAUGAGCAAACCGCAGAGCUUUUUCCGCGAAGCCCAGGCCGAUCGUGAGAAAAAGGAAAGCGACGCCUCUCGAGGAGAAGGAAGUGAGGACGGUGGGGAGAACGAAAACGGCGGUGACUCGAAUCGCGAUGGCGAUGGGGAGUUGGGGCACAACUUUUUUCCGGAUCGCGCAGUCACAGCACAGGAGGAACCACUUGCGGGGCAUACGCGAAGGCGAACGGCUGCCAUUAACAUGAGGAGCAGCGGACAGGAGUCGGUCAGGUUUGAGCACGUCUUAAGGGCCGCGGGGGUUUGCGGGUGGGAUGUUAUCCUUCUGGAUGAGUUCGAGUACAGCCGCCAAGGAAUCGACGAGCAAACGAACGCGGCGCGGGACAAAAAAGCGCAGCAGGACCAGGAUCCUGACGGGGCUGGUGUGGUUGAUCUUCUAGAGAGCGAGUUAGUGGACGAACAGGGCGACGAGCAUCACCUGGAGGCGCUGGCUCUCGAGCAGCUCGAGGCCCUCGAGGAGAAUGAAAACGAGGAGAAUGAGGUGGGGAUGCGGCAGUUUGGAAAGAGCGGCUACAGCUGGCUCAUUCGCGACAAAUUUCAUCUGCUGUAUGGCAACGGAGUGGGCAUCCUAAUCCUGAACAACAAGCUGCGACACCAGAUUGAAGCGGGCAAACUACACGAGCACAAGACCGGGGCGGUGAGAUCAAGGCCACGGGUCCUCACUUUAUUCCUAGACGAAGAAAUCUAUACCGCGGUCUAUGCCCCUACCUCCAGCGCCCCUGCCUCAGAUCGCGACUUCUUCAACUCCCAAUUUGCAGCGUCAGUGCGGGAAAUGCAGAAGAUGAAAUCACAAAAAUGGAAGACGAAAGUUUUUGGAGGGGACUGGAAUUGCCAAAUUGGUGCGCAGCAAUAUCGCGACACCCCAUUUCACGGCGGAAAUGGGCCGGCGUUGACCUCACCAAAUGCCCGCACUUUGGCGACAAAUCUUUUGGCGAUGAAUAUGGUCCUGCCGGGGACGUUUCAAGCCGACGAAGUAUUGAACUUUGCCACGCAUGACGCUGGGAACGAGGUCGACUUUUUUGUGGUGCCGGGACAACAGCUGCAGAAGGUGCGGGGCUACAGGAGGUUCGACAUUAACGGAAAAAACGAGAAAGGCGAACGCUGGGCGCAGAAAAAGUUUGACCACAAAGCCAUCGAGAUGGACCACGAUGUCAAGACGAAGAAGCGACUACGGGAAGAGGGCGAAAUGCGGCGGCUUGCCACGUUUGGUUUGAUCAAAGAUCCUAGCGAGGACAUUUUGGCACACUUUAACAAUGACCUACGGAAGCGCGUGGAGAAAAGAGGCGGGGCUGAGGCGUUCUCGUUGGAAGACAUGCAGGAUUUUUUGACGCACCACAUGCCGCAAAUCAUUGGGAAGGUCAAAAAGGAGAUCCCCACGGAAGACGCUGAGAAGUACUUGGAAGAUGGGAAGAAACGAAGUGAAAUGUGGCGAGUCUUCCGCGAGUUUGACAUUUCAAAGAUCGAUCGAAUUUGUGCCAUAAGCCCCACCCAAGCGGAAGAACAGUACUACAGUGUCGGGAAUUCGCGGCUAAAUCCGGACACCCCGCUGCCGAUCACGCAACACCUCGAGGAGCUUGUUCCGAAACUAACCGCGGAGGAGAUUGAGGAAUUGGACAAAGACAUAGAUGAAGAGGAACUCACGAAGGCGGCGAAGAUGUUGAUGUCGGGCGGCAAGGCGCGGGAUGUUUUCGGUCUACACGCGGGAAUAUUUAGAUUUCUCGACGACGCAUCAGUGCAAAUGAUGACCAAGGCCAUUAACUCUCAACUGCGGGGACGACGAUUAUCCGAGCUGCGUGAAGAUUUGCAUUUAUGCCGGGACGUGCCGCUGUUCAAAAAAGGAGACCCGACAAAACCUGACAACUAUCGCUUUCUCGUAGUGUCGCCGUGUUUGUUGAAAUUGUGCACAAAAAUUUACAGCGACCGGCUCUACAAGGUUCUGGAAGACAAGCAAUACUUUUGCGAGACCCAGUUCGGUUUUCGGGCAAAUCGCGGCACGCUAGAAAGUAUUAUGAUCUGGAACCGAAUAAGGGAGGACCUGUGUCACUAUUCGCGGCACAAAUCAAGCAGGUUACUGGCGACGCUGGUGGACCUCAAAAAAGCCUUCCCAAGUCUGGACUGGAGAUUAGUGACGGCGGUAAUGGAGACGCUGGGAAUAGGGGAGACAACAUGUUGGAGCUUGAUAAAUAGUAGCCAUAGGCAUGCCAAGCACGAGUUUUACGACCCAGAAACCAAGAAGCCGGGAAACCGAUUCACGUUGGAAAAUGGAACGAAGGAAGGAUGCGUCAGCAGCCCCCUCGUCUUCUUGAUUAGCUACACGGCAGUGAUGAAAUAUCACAGACUUUUACGCAGUCAGGAGGGGUCAGAAUCACUGAAAGGGGUGAGGCUAUAUUCACGCGCUGACUUGGGACAUAUGAAGAGGGCCGACCAGCUGCAUGAGAUAACCGGGGGCGAGAAGCCAGAAGAAGGUGAGCCGGAGCUGAGCACUGAUCACGUGAUGGACCUGCUGUUUGCCGAUGACACGACGCUGCUGGAACACAUGACCGAGGCGGAAUUGCAGCAGUUCUUGAAAAUCAACGCGGAGUUAAUCGGGAAGAAGCUUGCGCCAUCGGAGUCUAAGGCCAUGAAGUUACUGACGAAGGCACUGCGGGAGUCAGGGUGCCGGGAAAACGACACCAAGCGAUUUAGUGGCAACAUCUGCGACAUGUCGGUAAGGAAUUUAGGAAGCUACACGGACCCCCGUGAAGACAUACGACAAAAAAAGCGCAAGGCCUGGACUGCCUACAACAAGUUACGGGCGAAGAUGAGCGGCGUUUCGAAUCUUUUUGCUGAGCGGCGCGGAGAGCUAAUCAUCAUAAUGAUCCGAAGCAUAUUCUUGUACGGCCUGACGGCGAGGUAUGUUAGUCCAGACGAAGUGCGGGCUCUCGAGCGUGAGGAGAUUGCGAUGAUGCAGAGGAUUCAAGACAUUCCGUGGUGGGAGCGUGUACUGCAGAAGAAGAGCGCGGCCGAUCUUCGGCGCAAAUUGAAAGUCCCGCCGUUCAGAGUGCACUUAAAGUAUCUACAGAUGCGAUUUGUGGGGCACGUACUACGACGGAAGCCGACCGAUUUAGCCAGACGCGCACUGGUGGGCAAGUUUGUGCCGAUUUUGUACCGCGGGGCUAGUGUUGGCAAUGCGUUGGAAGAUGGUUUACGUGCCAGAGCAGAAGUUCUACGAUCAGUCAAGGAGCUUAAGGAAGUUGACCCAAAAGAGCGGCGGGUGGAGUCCUUCCUCCAAGACGCGUUGGAGCAUUUGACGAAAAAAUGCAACAUGCCUAUGGAAAUGGUGCAGCUCCUUACCGAGGAUCUGGAGACAACACAAGCGCGGCAGCCCGAAGAGCUGCCGAAUGGCUCGACGCUAUAUGCUGCCAACAAACGACUUUUCUACGCAAUGACGCGGCAGUGCUUCAUACGGGAAACUGCUGCGGACUGGAGCAAUGGAGACGAGGAACUACGGCAGAAAAUAACGGAUGAGCUGGCUAUUAAGUAUUUCGGCAACCCAGGACAGACGCCAACGCGUGCGGAUGCAAUCAAGGCUGCACAGGAACAAGACUCGAGCGUGAGUGCGGAGGAUGUAGUGUACUCGCUCCCGACAGGACAGCCGUCGGCCCUGGAGCAUUUUGACGCCGAGCGCCAGUGCAUGUGGUGCGAGCAGAGCUAUCCGCUGGCGGCCUCGUGGGGAACAACGGACGGCGGGCCAUCGGAGGAAAUGAUCGCGCACAUGCAGCAAGAACAUGCGGUGAAAAAAUCGACUAACACGGAAAUUAAGGCGCUAGUUAUGAAAAAGGUCGAGCAAAUCAGCAACGAGCAAGAUCAGGAGAUACGGCGCGAGAUCAUCGAGAGGAGCAGCGACAUUCUGCGUGACAAGAUGGCGAGGGGGCCGACGGCGCAUGUCAAAAAAAUCUUCUGCAAAUCGUGCGCAUUAAUGUACGCCUCCACAGCGGGGGCAAUGGAAAAACAUGCGCAGGUCCACAGGGAGAGUGGAUACAUCAGGAUAGGAAGGAAAAAAGACGCACAAGGCAGAGCAACAGGCGACUACCGACCGGAGCAACACCUUUGGAACCACUGGGCGGGCCGGUAUUAUUUUGGGUCUGAUGCGAAGGGCUGGCGAAACGUUCUACCACGAGACGCACUUUUCACGAACCGGGCAGGUUGCGAGUUUUUACGAUGCAGGAAAUGCAAAACGUACAAGAUUCUCUUCAAUCACGACAAUCGGGUGGAGCGGCCUCAUGACCAUAGUGAAUCGCUGCGAAUUAGCAAGAUGGUCGCGCAUGAGUGUGCGUGCAAGCAGAAGGAGAAGAAAGUGAACCAAAACCCCAAACCCAAACGCGCGAUGAAGAAAGUGGUGAAAAGUUAGUGAGGUGUGAGUUGGCGUCCCCUUCUCUCCCCCUGCUGGGAAUCACUACUACUACUACUAGUCUAACUCUAACACUACACCGAGACCGAUUUCAUUGUCCAUAUCUCUAGUACCUAUUUUUUUACUUUUUGCGCAGAAAGAUAUCUAUGAAAGAACGAUUUUUUUGUAUGUUGAGCAGCAUCUUAAAGAAUUAUUACAAGAGGAAAUUCACUUGCAAACAGCUACUAGAGGACGAGCAGCUUCAGUCGUGGAAAAGAGUCUGCAUUGAUGUCAAAUAUAUAACGUGCGUUGUCUUCUUCUGUAUGCUCGUGUACUAGACACUGAAACUCCAGCACCAUCUCAAUGAUCCUGAAAAAAAAUAUUCGCUGAAAGUAAGAGUUUGUGUCAUGAUUAAAAUUUAGUUGUCAGCGCAUUGUACCUGAGGUGAGGUGGCCUAAAGAUUGAUAGAGGCAAGAAAGCAACUACAUAUUACCAAGUCGAAGAAGUCCUGCGCUUUGCCUUUCAGUGGAUUCCGUGAUAUUUUCACAAAGUUUGAUGUGAUUGAGAGCCUUCUAUGACCUGACCAACUGCUGAGCUUGAGAG
This is a messenger RNA of Amoebophrya sp. A120, 9124 nucleotides long. The record is from the annotation of a GenBank genome assembly. Lineage: Eukaryota; Dinophyceae; Syndiniales; Amoebophryaceae.